AUGGCGGCGACGGCGGCGCCCGGAAGGCCGCGGCGGCGUCCAGGCUACUGAGGCGGGCUCCGGGGAGCUGACGGCGGACCGGCCGAGCUAAGGGCCGGAGGACGGGCGGCCGCGGCCUCUGUGCGCCUCGCGGCCGGGGCUGGGCCGUGUGGCGGCAGCGGCAGCGGGGGAUGCUCGUGUUGGGCCCGGCCUCUCCCUCCUCAACUUAGGGCGGCGGCCGGCCCGCGCCCUGGCUCCCGGGCCAUGGCGCUGAGGGAACUCAAAGUGUGUCUGCUUGGGGAUACAGGUGUAGGAAAAUCGAGUAUUGUAUGGCGGUUUGUGGAAGACAGUUUUGAUCCAAACAUCAACCCAACAAUAGGGGCAUCUUUUAUGACCAAGACUGUCCAGUACCAAAAUGAGCUACAUAAAUUCCUAAUCUGGGAUACAGCUGGACAAGAACGAUUUCGUGCCUUAGCACCAAUGUACUAUCGAGGGUCGGCUGCAGCUAUAAUCGUUUAUGAUAUCACAAAAGAAGAGACAUUUUCAACGUUAAAGAAUUGGGUAAAAGAGCUUCGACAGCAUGGCCCACCUAAUAUUGUAGUUGCUAUUGCAGGAAAUAAGUGUGACCUUAUCGACGUAAGAGAAGUCAUGGAGAGAGAUGCUAAGGACUACGCCGACUCCAUUCAUGCAAUUUUUGUAGAGACCAGCGCAAAAAACGCGAUAAACAUAAAUGAACUCUUUAUAGAAAUUACAGUGUUAAUGUGAUGGCACUAGACUGGAGAAAGACUGCUGCAUACCUUUGGGAUCCUCUACAGAUUGCAUCUAUGUUUAUUCAUUUCAUUCAAAUUCAUCAAAAUAUUUAUUGGGAGCUGUACCAGGCUCAGGGGAGACAGCCGUGAAGAAGAUAGAUGCAGCCCUUUCUCUCCUGGAGUGCACAUUCUACAGAGGGAGACAGGCAGUGAACACCAAAUAAAUAGGAUCAUUUCAGAUAAAAAUAAGUAAUAUGAAGAAAAUAAUUUAUAGGAUGAAGUGAAAGAAUGUCUGCAGGUGAUCGGGGAAGGCCUCUCAGAGGAAGUGCUCUCAGAGCUGAGGGAGCAAGCGCUGCAGAGAUGUGAGGAUUUGCAUCAGAAUUCCAGAGGGGGAGAGCCACAGUGCACUUACGCAUUAAGAUCCGCUGUAGGAUUGAGAUCCAAGGUGACUGAAGCUGGGAGGGCUUUUGGCCAUUGUGCAGAGGGAGGGGCAUGAAGCCCAGUGCCCACCAAGGCCAGGCAGGGGUAGCCCAUGAGCAGAGCAGGCUGGGGGACUCCGACAGGUGGCAGGUCAGGCCCAGCGCCAGCAGUUGGGGCCACUCUGGAAUAUGGGCCCCUGGUUGCCUAAUUGCUGGGAGUUAUUUUCAGAUUUUUUUUAUACAUCUCAUGUUUAGAGUUGGCCACUAAUUUGAAUAUUUUCAGAGUACUUUGUAGACCUAAGGAGCCCACUUGCCACCAGUAGACUGCUGAUUGCACCCCCCCAUGUCAACUCCUUCAUUUCAACAUUUAAAAGUCAUGAUGUUUGUUGUUGUCCUAGAUGUCAAUAGCAGGUACCCAAAUACAUUCUUGAAAGGCAAUGUAAGGCCAGUUGCAAAUUUUUCACAGUUCAAGCUUGAAUAUCUAAGUGUGUGAUGUCUUGAGUAUGUUAAAAUUAUCUUUUUUUCUCUUUUAAAGUGUUCUUUACUAUGGCAGUAUUAAAAACAGGAAGGUGGUGAACUGUACCAGCAGUGAAAAUUCUUAUGUAAAAACUAGUCUGUACAUACUAAUUUUAGCUGUGAAAAAUAAAAACUUGUAUGUUCACAAAGAUUAGAAAACUCAGGAGAGAUGUAAAUAGACUUUAUUGUUGACUGGAUGUUGUAAAAUUACAUGAACACAGUGCCUGGCACGCUUUGUACUAAAGCAUAAUAGAUACACAGAGACGUGCACAUGUCAGAACCGCAAAGCUCAGUGAAUUUUCACAAAUUGAAUAUACUCCCGUGCUUGGCAUUUAGGUUGGGACAUGGCAGUUCCUACACCCCCAGGGGUAACUAACCACCAUCCAUCCUGACUACUAAUUCUUCAGAUUAUCGUUGCCUGUUUUGGUUUUACAUACAUUUUGUACUUUAUAUUUUUUAAAACAUACUGUUUCCUC
Messenger RNA from Lemur catta (Ring-tailed lemur), 2139 nucleotides. RefSeq names its product RAB22A, member RAS oncogene family (gene RAB22A). The record is from RefSeq and is a predicted model, not a curated record. Lineage: Eukaryota; Metazoa; Chordata; Mammalia; Primates; Lemuridae. Bases 244 to 744 code for a protein of 166 amino acids. The transcript is spliced from 7 exons. Gene Ontology annotation, molecular function: GTPase activity; GTP binding.